Cheilinus undulatus (humphead wrasse) is the source of this 11134-nucleotide messenger RNA. RefSeq names its product LPS responsive beige-like anchor protein (gene lrba). NCBI's taxonomy places the organism in Eukaryota, Metazoa, Chordata, Actinopteri, Labriformes, Labridae. Gene Ontology annotation, cellular component: cytosol; membrane. The transcript is spliced from 57 exons. Gene Ontology annotation, biological process: intracellular protein localization. The coding region runs from base 710 to 9487 and encodes 2925 amino acids. The record is from RefSeq and is a predicted model, not a curated record. Gene Ontology annotation, molecular function: protein kinase binding.
UGUCAUGGCGGUGGCGAGCUGAAGCUACCGGGGUGAAUCAGGAAGAGAAUGCGGCGCAGCUGGGUUAACGGUGACAUUUAAGCAAGUCUGAGGAGUUUGCCGGGGCUGACCGAGCGGACGUCCGUCCUCUGUUGACUUCCACCGGGGCUGCUGACGGACUUGCCCCCCUUUCCCUGUGAGUUUUUGCCUCUGCCAGGCGCGCUACCUGUCAAGUGUCCGUUGACUCACUGACAAUAGCAACUUCCAGCGCUGUACGGAGGUAUUAUAAGUCAACGUAUCCUCGUUUGCCUUUUGACCGAGCAGAGGAGAAAACGGGUUUAGGACUAGCCCUCAUUGUCCUUCUUCACUGCUUGUUACCUGCAGCUUACUUCCUAACGGUUUUUAACAACAUUAAUCCAUCUGUCUGCUAUCAAGUUACGGAGCAGGAUAGAGGAGUAGUUCAUGUGGAGUGACAUUUCCAGUCUCGGCGGUGUCAACGGCUUACAAAUCCUGUUAGCGCUUCAUUUGGUGCCCACUUUCUUGUCUUAUUCGCUAAACUGUUUUGAAUGGGGAGGAAAACGUUUGCUUUGUGUGCCUGUAGACUGUCAACAACUCAGCUGAAGGGGAGAUAGACCCCCUCUUUCUCCUCCGACGUCGGCUGCACUGUCACCACUGGGAGGUGAACAGGUGCCUUACCUGUGAGCUCCACCUGCCCCGUCCUUCCUCGGCAAUGGCGAGCGAGGAGGCAGCGGGUGAUGGACAGGACGGGAGACCGGGAGCCAUGGCGCUCAACCCGGGAGUGCCUAUCAGGGGGAUAAGGAUGAAAUUCGGCGUCCUGGCUGGCCUGGUGGAAGUUGGAGAAGUUUCUAACCGAGACAUUGUGGAGACGGUGUUCAACCUGUUGGUUGGCGGCCAGUUCGACUUAGAAAUGAACUUUAUCAUCCAGGAACCAGAGAGCAUUGUGUGCAUGGUGGAGCUGCUGGAUAAGUGCGAGCCAACAUGUCAGGCUGAGGUCUGGAGUAUCUUCACUGCCAUCCUUAAGAAGAGCGUGCGCAACCUGCAGGCAUGCACUGAAGUUGGACUCAUCCAGCUGGUGCUUGAUCGGAUAUCCACCACCGACAGCAUGAUCGCAGACCUUCUGGUGGACAUGUUGGGUGUGCUUGCCAGCUACAGCAUCACAGUGAAGGAACUGAAGCUAUUCUUCAGCAAGCUGCAGGGGGAAAAAGGCCAGUGGCCUCGUCAUGCUGUGAAGCUUUUGUCAGUUCUGAAGUACAUGGCUCACAGAAGCGGCCCCGACUCCUUCUUCAGCUUUCCAGGGAAAAAUGCAGCAGCUAUAGCUCUGCCUCCUAUAGCAAAAUGGCCCUACCAGAAUGGCUUUACAUUUCACACAUGGCUCCGCAUGGAUCCUCUCAACAACAUCAAUGUAGACAAAGACAAGCCUUACCUGUACUGUUUCCGCACCAGUAAAGGCCUGGGUUACUCUGCACACUUUGUGGGCGGCUGUUUGAUAGUGACCUCAUUAAAAUCCAAGGGGAAAGGAUUCCAGCACUGUGUAAAGUAUGACUUUAAACCACAGAAGUGGUACAUGGUGACUCUCGUUCACAUCUACAAUCGCUGGAAAAACAGUGAAAUUAGCUGCUAUGUGAACGGGGAACUGGCUUCCUUUGGGGACAUCGCCUGGUUUGUCAACACCAGUGACACAUUUGACAAGUGUUUCCUGGGAUCAUCUGAGACAGCAGAUGCCAACCGUGUGUUCUGUGGACAGAUGGGGGCCGUUUACUUGUUUGGAGAGGCUCUCAGUGCUGCUCAGAUUCUGGCCAUCUAUCAGCUGGGUCCAGGAUACCAGGGUACAUUCAAGUACAAGGCUGAGAGUGACCUGCUGUUUGCAGAGCAUCAUAAGACCUUACUUUAUGACGGCAAACUGUCCUCCAGCAUUGCCUUCGCUUACAACCCUCGCGCCACAGAUGCCCAGCUCUGCCUUGAAUCCUCCCCCAAAGAGAACGCCUCCAUUUUCGUCCACUCCCCCCAUGCUCUCAUGCUGCAGGAUGUGAAGGCCGUGGUGACUCAUUCGGUCCAGAGUGGCAUACACUCUAUCGGAGGCGUGCAGGUCCUCUUCCCUCUGUUUGCACAGCUGGAUUACUGCCAGCCCUCCAGCCAUGAGCUGGACACCUCUGUCUGCUGCACUUUGCUUUCCUUUGUGAUGGAGCUCUUAAAGAACUCUGUGGCUAUGCAAGAGCAGGUCCUGGCCUGCAAAGGCUUCCUGGUCAUUGGCUACACUCUGGAGAAGUCUUCCAAGGUGCACGUGACACGGCCCAUCCUGGACAUCGUGCUGGCCUUUUCCAGAUACCUUAGCAAUUUGCAGAACGGCAUCUUGCUGCUCAAGCAGCUGUGUGAUCACAUUCUGUUCAACCCUGCCAUCUGGAUCCAUGCCCCUGCCAAGGUGCAGCUAACGCUCUACACUUACCUGGCGACAGAGUUCAUCAGCACAGUGACCAUCUACAAUACCAUCCGCAGAGUGGGCACUGUGCUACAGGUCAUGCACACACUAAAAUACUAUUACUGGAUUGUGAACCCACAGGACCGCAGUGGAGUCGUGCCCAAAGGCAUCGAUGGUCCAAGGCCAAAUGAGAGGGAGCUGUUUCCCUUGCGAGCUUUUCUGUUGCUGUUUGUCAAGCAGCUCAUAAUGAAGGAUCAUGGAGUGAAAGAGGACGAGCUACAGAGUAUCCUCAACUACCUCCUUACCAUGCAUGAGGAUGAUAAUCUCAUGGACGUCCUGCAGUUGUUGGUAGCUCUGAUGUCUGAACAUCCAGGGUCUAUGGUUCAGGCCUUUGACCAGCGCAAUGGGAUCCGAGUGAUCUACAAGCUUUUGGCCUCAAAAAGUGAACCAAUCCGAGUGCAGGCACUCAAAGUAAUGGGCUACUUUCUAAAACACAUGACACCAAAGAGGAAAUCUGAGGUUAUGCUGAGUCAUGGCCUCUUCUCGCUGCUCACCGAACGCCUGAUGCUCCACUCCAGUCAGUUCACCAUGACGACCUACAACGUGCUCUUUGAGAUCCUUACAGAGCAGAUCUGCACUCAAGUGAUCCAUAAACAGCAUCCGGACCCCGACUCCACUGUGAAGAUUCUCAACCCACAAAUUCUGAAGGUAAUAGCUGCUCUGCUAAAGAAUUCCCCUCCGUCCGCUGAGAGCAUGGAGGUGCGCCGGGUCUUUCUGUCAGACAUGAUCAAACUGUUUAAUAACAGCAGAGAAAACCGCAGGAGCUUGCUGCAGUGCUCCGUGUGGCAGGAGUGGAUGCUCUCUUUGGGCUUCAUCAACCCCAGAAACAGCGAGGAGCAGAAAAUCACAGAGAUGGUGUACGCCAUCUUCCGCAUCCUGCUCUACCACGCCAUCAAAUAUGAGUGGGGCGGCUGGCGCGUCUGGGUGGACACUCUGUCCAUCACUCACUCUAAGGUCACCUUUGAGCAGCACAAAGAGAAUUUGUCCCGUAUGUUUCAUCAGUAUCAGCGUCAGGAGUCUGCCGGCUCUUUGAGAACCAUCUCUGGUGUCAGCCAAAGCUCAGAAACCAUGGAGAGUGUAAAUGGGCCACUCACAGAGGAGACACCCCCCUCUACUGUCAUUGAGCUCACAGUUGAGGAGACUUUCCGUAACCCCCCUGACUCAGCAUCUGGUUCUACCAUCACAUCCAGCCCACUGGAAGCUGCAGGUGAACCAGAACAGGCAUCCAUCACGGUGUCCAACAUCCUCGCCAGGGCUGAAGAAGAAGAGGAAGAGCAGAAGGCAGUUCAGGAGUCUUCCAAGGAUGACUCAGGCGUACUGAAAGAAGCUGAAGCCAGUGUGAUACAAGACAAUAAUGAAGAGGAGCAGAGCGAAGAGGCAAAUAAGGUGGAAUCAGUAGCUGAAGCUUCAAAAGAUGAGAGCACAGAGAAACUACAAACAUCAGAAAGUCAACAGCCUGAAACAGUCGAGGUGGUUGAAGAAUCUGCAGCGUCAUCUGUGAGAGAAGAUGGACAAACACCCCUAAUAGACGAUGACAAAUCUGAGAGUGAACCCUACAAAGGUGAAUCAUCAACCUCCAUGACAGAAGACUCUUUGAAUGAAACAGAUGUAGAGGUGCCUGUGGUUUCAGAACAAGAAGAUAACACUCAGACGUCUCUAGAGGCUGCAGUCUGUGCAGAGAACAGUGAGCAGGACAAGGCCUCUACCCUUGAAGAGGACCAGGUUGAGGUGCUGUCUGUUAGUAACCAGAUCCGCACUAGUGAUGCUGACAAUAGCCCAGAGGAGUCUACUGAUGCUUCUGCUGCUGCCGCAGCUGAAGGUGAUGGAGAGGUAGUGAAGAAGGAGGAGGAUAAACACGAAGAGAAGAAAGAAGAUCUGGAAGGACAGGAGAUGAAAACAGAAGAAGAAAAAGAUGAAAAACAGGAGGUUAGUGUACAAGAAAAAACUGAAGAAAGUGAAACUGAAGAGAGACAGGCAUCUCCUCAGACUGAGACUCCUACACAACGUGUGACAGAACCUGCAGAUGAAGAAGUUAAACCUGAGGAGUCUUCCACAACUGCAGAGGAGCAGCCUUCAGAUACUACAGUGCCCUCUACAGCACAGGAGGUAGCAGCAGCGUCAGACUCAACAAGCCAGCCUGUGGAGACCACGGGCACCAAUGAAGAAGAAAACCCUCCAUCUCCCACAGAUGGCAGCUCUGCUGUUGCCAAUGACUCUGCCACCCAGAGGAGUUCUGACUCUGUCAACAAAACCAAAGAAAUCAAAAUUGCGCGACUUGACGUGUCCAAUGUGGCCUUAGACACAGAGAGACUUGAACUAAAGGAGACUGCGACAACAGAAUCAAACCAAGGGCAGUCGGCAGCAGCAGCUGGAGGGUCCUCAGGCCCUCAGAGAGAAGGCGCGUCAGCCCCUCGAUCCACCAUGUUUCGUAUCCCAGAGUUCCGCUGGUCACACAUGCACCAACGCCUCCUCACUGACCUGCUCUUUUCCAUCGAGACAGAUGUCCAGAUGUGGAGGAGUCAUUCCACAAAGACAAUCUUGGACUUUGUGAACAGUAGCGAGAACGUGGUGUUUGUCCACAACAGCAUCCACCUCAUCUCCCAGGUGGUGGACAACCUCAUCAUGGCCUGUGGAGGCAUCUUACCUCUACUAUCUGCUGCCACAUCCUCCUCUCAUGAGUUGGAGAACAUUGAACCAUCCCAAGGUUUGCCAGUCGAAGCGUCGGUCACCUUCUUGCAGCGCCUCAUCAACCUGGUGGAUGUUCUCAUCUUUGCCAGCUCGCUCAACUUCACAGAGAUAGAAGCAGAAAAGAAUAUGUCGUCAGGAGGAAUCCUCCGGCAGUGCCUUCGCCUUGUGUGUGCUAUGGCUGUGAGAAACUGUCUGGAGUGUCAGCAAGCCCAAUUUAGGCAUGGUAAAGAUGCAGGACGCAGCUAUACAGCCAUGCCCAGUACUAUGCUUGGAACAGCCAAGUCUGCAUCUGCACAGAGUCCUGUGGAUGCUGUGACAGGUGGAAUGUCUCCAAUCAGAGACCUGGACCGACUCCUUCAGGACAUGGACAUCAACCGCCUCAGGGCUGUCGUCUUCAGAGAUAUUGACAGUAAGCAGGCCCAGUUUCUGGCUCUUGCCGUGGUCUACUUCAUCUCAGUGCUCAUGGUGUCAAAGUACCGCGACAUUCUGGAGCCCCACAACGACAAAAAACACCCUCAACGAUCGCAGUCUUCAAGGAGCACAGAUAGCGGUGCCAUUUCUGGAGGUCUAGAGGUAGAAAAUGGUGUCUCUCUCCGGCGCUACGAUUCUGGCAUCGGUGACGACCACACUUCCGCCGCCGCUAGCGAGGCAGACCUGUCAUCCUCUGGCAUGACUCAUGGUCCAGAUGCCAUCUCAGAGGCCUUGUCCACACUGUCCUCUGAGGUUAGACCUUCUCUGCCCACUGAUUCAAAGGGCAAGAACGUGAAGGACAUCCUGCGCAGCCUUGUGAGUGAUGAUGUCACUGUGGAUCCAGGUCUGCUGCCGCCAGCGUUUCUCGGGGUUGCUGGUGAUUCAGCGAGGGAAUCUCCACAAAUCAGCUCAUUUGAUAGAAGUGUCAUUGUUGCACCCAAGAAAGGCGGCAUGACACCAUCUCCAAGUACCUCCACCCCCGUCCCAGCAGCCACUGUAUCUGGCGGGACACCCAUCAACAGCGUAGCUGUGGUUUCUUCUAGUGACGCCUCCCAAGGAGCUUCUGCAGACUCUGCAUCAGGCGGCCAGGUUCCAGCCAGCGCUAGCCUGCCAUCUGUCCCCCCGCUCUCCCCUGUGACCCAGAACACAGCCCCCAAUAUGAGUAUCUCAGAGCGUCUGGAGCAUGCUCUGGAGAAGGCAGCUCCCCUGCUGAGAGAGAUCUUUGUGGACUUCGCCCCCUUCCUCUCUCGCACCCUCCUCGGCAGCCACGGACAAGAGCUCCUCAUCGAAGGCACAAGCCUGGUGUGUAUGAAGUCCAGCAGCUCAGUGGUAGAGCUCGUCAUGCUUCUGUGUUCACAGGAAUGGCAGAACUCCAUCCAGAAGAAUGCAGGCCUUGCCUUCAUCGAGCUGGUCAACGAAGGCAGGCUGCUGAGUCACACCAUGAAGGAUCAUCUGGUUCGUGUGGCUAAUGAAGCUGAGUUUAUCCUGAGCAGGCAGAGAGCUGAGGACAUCCAUAAACAUGCAGAGUUUGAGUCUAACUGUGCACAGUAUGCAGCAGAAAAGCGAGACGAGGAGAAAAUGUGUGACCACCUCAUCAGAGCAGCCAAAUACCGCGAUCAUGUGACAGCCACACAGCUCAUCCAAAAGAUCGUCAACAUCCUGACCGACAAACAUGGAGCCUGGGGAAGCUCUUCAAAGAGCCGGCCGAGGGAGUUCUGGCGCCUUGACUACUGGGAGGACGAUUUAAGGCGGCGACGUCGCUUCAUCAGGAACCCCUACGGAUCCACUCACUCAGAAGCCACGCUCAAAGCUGCGGCUGAACACGUGGCAGAUAUCAGCGCAUCCGAGGAGGAUAUCCUCAAAGGGAAGCAGUCCAUCAGGAGUCAGGCUCUGGGUAAUCAAAACUCUGAGAGCGAGACAUCACUGGACGGAGAUGAUGACACGCUGUCGUCCUUAGACGAGAAGGACCUGGAGAACUUAACAGGCCCAGUAAACCUGAGCACGAGCGCUCAGCUGGUGGCUCCGGCUGUGGUGGUGAAAGGCACCCUGUCCAUCACCGCCACCGAGCUCUACUUCGAGGUGGACGAAGAAGAGCCGGGCUUCAAGGCCAUCGAUCCAAAGAUUCUUGCCUACACAGAGGGACUUCAUGGAAAAUGGCUGUUCACCGAGAUCCGCGCCGUGUUUUCCAGACGUUACCUCCUGCAGAACACGGCUCUGGAAAUCUUCAUGGCCAACAGAACUGCAGUCAUGUUCAACUUCCCCGAUGCAGCCACAGUCAAGAAGGUGGUCCACAGUCUUCCUCGUGUUGGGGUCGGCACCAACUUUGGUCUUCCACAGACAAGGCGUAUCUCUUUGGCCACACCAAAGCAGCUUUUCAAGGCGUCCAACAUGACCCAGCGCUGGCAACGCCGUGAGAUAUCCAACUUUGAAUACCUCAUCUUCCUCAACACCAUUUCUGGUCGAACCUUUAAUGACCUAAACCAGUACCCAGUCUUCCCAUGGGUUAUCACCAACUACGACUCAGAAGAACUGGACCUCACACUGCCCAGCAACUUCAGAGAUCUGUCCAAGCCUAUCGGUGCUCUGAACCCCAAGAGAGCAGCAUUCUUCUCAGACCGAUAUGAAUCAUGGGAGGACGAUCAGGUGCCCAAGUUCCACUAUGGCACCCACUACUCCACCUCUAGCUUCACCCUGAUGUGGCUGCUGCGAAUUGAACCUUUCACCACAUUUUUCCUCAACUUCCAAGGUGGAAAGUUUGAUCACGCUGACCGCACUUUCUCCUCAGUGUCUCGGGCCUGGAGGAACUGCCAGAGAGACACCUCUGAUGUGAAGGAGCUGAUCCCAGAGUUCUUCUAUCUCCCGGAGAUGUUCGUCAAUGCCAACAGCUAUAACCUGGGAGUGAUGGAGGAUUGCACCGUAGUCUCUGAUGUGGAGCUGCCACCCUGGGCCAAGAGUCCUGAGGAGUUUGUGCGCAUCAAUCGCUUGGCCCUAGAGAGCGAGUUUGUGUCCUGCCAGCUCCACCAGUGGAUUGAUCUCAUCUUUGGCUACAAGCAGCAAGGACCUGAAGCCACCAGAGCUCUCAACGUUUUCUAUUAUCUGACUUAUGAGGGCGCAGUCAACCUGAGCUCCAUCAACGACCCCAUGCUCAGAGAGGCUGUGGAGUCUCAAAUCAGGAGUUUUGGACAGACCCCCUGCCAGUUGCUCAUCGAGCCACACCCACCGAGAAGCUCAGCCAUGCAAGUGACCCCCAUGAUGUUCACGGAGCAGAUGCAGCAGGAUGUCAUCAUGGUGCUGAAGUUCCCAUCUAACUCUCCCGUGACCCACGUAGCAGCAAACACCCAACCGGGUCUGACGUCGCCUGCCAUCAUCACUGUCACUGCAAACCGCCUCUUCGCUGUCAACAAGUGGCACGGCUUGACAGGUCAUCAGAGCUCAACGGUGCAGGACCAGCAGUACCAACUUCCUGUGGAAAUUGACCCUCUGAUAGCCAAUAAUGUGGGCAGUCAUCGUCGGCAGAUCUCAGACCUGCUAGAUCAGAGUAUCCAGAUCAGCUCACAGUGUUUCGUCAUCACUGCAGACAACCGCUUCAUCCUCCUGUGCGGGUUUUGGGACAAGAGCUUUCGGGUUUACUCCACUGACUCAGGCAAACUGACUCAGAUCGUGUUUGGCCAUCGUGACGUAGUGACGUGUCUGGCUCGCUCCGAGUCUUACAUCGGAGGAGACUGCUACGUCCUAUCAGGCUCCAGAGAUGCCACCUUGCUGCUGUGGUACUGGAACGGAAAGCACAACAGCAUCGGAGAAAGCCCUGGCACAGAGUUCACCACACCACGGGCCAUCCUCACUGGACACGACUGUGAGGUGACAUGUGCAAGUGUGUGUGCUGAGCUGGGUCUUGUCAUCAGUGGCUGCAAAGAUGGUCCUUGUCUGAUCCAUUCCAUGAAUGGGGACCUGCUGCGGACCCUUGAGGGCCCCGAGCGCUGCCUUCGCCCUCGCCUCAUCCAGUCAUCCACAGAGGGAAACUGCAUGAUCUACUAUGACAAGGGACAGUUCUGCCUUUUCAGUGUCAACGGCAAACUGCUGGGACACAUGGAGGUGGAGGACAGCAUCAAGGCAAUGCUCCUCAGCCGUGACGGUCAGUACCUGCUGACAGGUGGAGAUGGAGGCGUGGUUUCAGUCUGGCAGGUCCACAACCUUAAACAGCUAUUCACCUACCCAGGCUGUGAUGCAGGAAUCCGCUCCAUGGCUAUGUCACAUGACCAAAGGUGCAUCAUAACUGGUAUGGCGUCUGGAAGCAUCGUUCUCUUCUACAAUGACUUUAACCGAUGGCACCAUGAGUACCAGACCAGAUACUGACCUGAUCAGGUCCUGAUCUGAUCAAAUACUGACUUGAUCAGAUACUGACCUGAUCAGAUUCUAACAUGAUCAGAUCCUGACCUGAUCAGAUUCUAACAUGAUCAGAUCCUGACCUGAUCAGAUUCUGAUCAGACCAGAUAUUGACAUGAUCGGAUAGUGACUUGAUCAGUUACUGACCUGAUCAGAUUCUAACAUGAUCAGAUCCUGACCUGAUCAGAUUCUGACCAGACCAGAUAUUGACAUGAUCGGAUAGUGACUUGAUCAGUUACUGACCUGAUCAGAUUCUAACAUGAUCAGAUCCUGACCUGAUCAGAUUCUGACCAGACCAGAUGCUGACAAGAUCGGAUACUGACAUGAUCAAAUAUUGACCUGGUCAGAUACUGACGGAAGCACAGCAGCAACGUGACUGACAUCGACAUGAACUGACAAAAAGCUUAACUCUAUAAAGUGUGGACUCUUCUCAAAAGCACUAUGCUGUCUACAUCCUGAAUGUAUCUCCAUGAAAGAAGAAAACUAAUGUGUCCUGUUAUAGUAAAAACUAUUUUUAAAAAGGGCAUUGCUAUAUUUUGUAGAUCAGAUAGAAGAUUUUCAUAUCAAUCACAGGGUGGGGGUUACUGUUAUUGUACGGUUCAAAACAAAUCUAUUUUUAGCUGUAAGAGUCUAUUUUCACCUCCUCCGGGGAAAGAAAAGAGGGAUUUGUGGGGAGCUAGUGAUAAACCUUUUGACUUAAAAAUCCAAAUAUUUGUGUACUUUAGGCUGAGUGAUUUUUUUCUUUUCUUGUAGGUGUGUAUGUGGGGAAAUAAUUCUAAUUGUUGUUAAACUAUCAUUCUCUUGCUUUCUGGCCGGUAGGUUUGAAAUGUUUGAAUAAAUAAAAAUGUAUCAGAGAGAAGGAUAAACAAAGAGGGAAUAUACAUAUAUACAUAUAUAAAUAACUAUAUAUUAUGUUUAAAUGUAGUCAUCCGUAUUUAAAGUUUCCAUUCCCUCUGUACUUGCUAUGAGAUUGCAUUUCUGUGCAUGACUCAUAUAAAACAUAUCAGCACAGAAUUACUGCAUUAUCAUUUAAUUAUUUAAACAUCAAAAACAUGAUUUCAUACUUACUCUGUGAUGAUAAAAUGAGCUUUAAGCAGGGAAAACUGAUAUUGUUGCUUUUACAUUUCCCUCUUAAAUGACUGAAUAAGCAAACAGUAAAAACCUGUUUCCUGAACAUGAAAGAAAGAGGAAUAAAGACGCUAAAGAGUCACUAAAAAUAUGUCAUCGUAACUCUCGCCCAAACCAGCUUCUCAUCUUUGAGUCUUCUUUGAGUGCUGUCUCCAGAGCCGCUAACAGCAGAGUGAGAUGUGCAAUGAAAGGAAGCACUUUUCUCUAUAUCAGUCUUACAUUUUACUUUUUGUUUUUGUUUUUUUUUCAUCACAGAGGUUUAAAAUCACAGGAUGAGGGUUGUUGUUAAGAUGUGACCAGGUACUAAAAUAGCAAAGCGACACAUUUUCUUUUCUUUCAGUAAAAUGAACGUCCACUUGUAUCUUUGAUUUGAGGAGAACAUUCCUUUAAAGUUUGAUGAUGUGGUUUGAAUUUCCAGAUAUAAGAGAACUGCUGUUAUGUAUCAACCAAUAUUUUUGCAAUCAUUUUGGAGUGUUUUGUGUGCUGAGU